AUGCGGUGGUCUCAAUCGCUGCUCUGGCUGUGUGCCGCGUCCACGGUGGCCGCUCAGUCCACUGAGGGCAUUUACAAUCUCGUCCAGCGUCGACUGCCGAACCAUGCUGACAGCUUUCGUUUCACACUAGUAAAUGCUACCCAAGCUGCGAAUAGCUACGACCAGUAUGUCGUGAGCAGCGCUGCCAAUGGCACAGUUCUUGUGCAGGGUAGCUCACUCAGUGCAUUGUCUUCAGGCCUCCAUCGCUAUCUCACCGCUGUUGCCCACGUUGAUAUCUACUGGUAUAUUGGCAGUCGCCUGGACCUUGCGCCCGCCAAGCUGCCGCAACUUGCUAGUCCCAUCAGUGGCUCUAGCACUGUGCCGUGGCGUUAUCACUUCAACACUGUAACAUUCUCCUACACUGCUGCUUUCUGGUCAUGGGAAGACUGGGAGUUGCAACUAGACUGGCUUGCCCUCCGCGGCGUGAACCUGCCACUAGCCUGGGUGGGCUUCGAGAAAAUCAUGGUUGAGGUCUUUCGCGAAAUCGGUCUCACGGACGCGGAGAUUGCAACUUUUCUUAGUGGGCCGGCGUUCCAGGCAUGGAACCGAUUCGGCAAUAUCCAGGGGUCCUGGGGUGGAGACUUGCCCCAGCAAUGGAUUGAUGAUCAAUUUGCCCUGCAGAUACAGAUCGUGCAACGUAUGGUGGAGCUAGGGAUGACUCCGGUGCUGCCCGCAUUUACCGGCUUUGUUCCUAAUAACAUCACCCGUGUCAUGCCUAAUGCGAGCGUGGUGCGAGGCUCCCAAUGGUCGGAGUUUCCCAUUCAAUACACUAACGACUCGUUCCUCGAACCGUUUGACAGCCACUAUGCAGAGAUCCAGCGUACGUUCAUCCAUAAGCAACAGGCUGCCUACGGCAACGUGAGCCAUAUCUAUACGCUGGAUCAGUACAACGAGAACGACCCCUACUCUGGUGACCUGAGCUAUCUACGCAAUGUCACUCGUAACACCUGGCGCAGUUUGAAAGCGGCUGAUCCCCAGGCUGUCUGGAUGAUGCAGGGUUGGCUCUUCUAUUCCGACUCGGCCUUCUGGACCGAUCAGCGGAUUGAGGCCUAUCUCUCAGGUGUCGAGCAUAACCAGGACAUGCUGAUUCUAGACCUAUACUCGGAAUCAGCUCCAGUAUGGCAACAGACGAACUCCUACUAUGGUAAGCCUUGGAUUUGGUGUAUGUUGCACGAUUAUGGCGGCAACAUGGGCCUAUACGGGCAGAUCUUGAAUAUCACUCAGAACGUGACUGACGCGCGUCUCCAUUCGCCAUCAAUGGUCGGUUACGGUCUAAGCAUGGAGGGUCAGGAGGGCAACGAGGUAGUUUAUGACCUGUUCCUUGACCAGGCGUGGUCGACAACUCCACUAGACACGCAUAAGUACUUCCAUCAGUGGGUCACUAGCCGGUAUGCGGGCCUCAAAUUGAUUCCGGGGGAGCUAUAUGAGGCCUGGGACCUAAUACGCACCACUGUGUACAACAACACUGACCUGUCGUCCGCCAUCGCUGUGAGUAAGUCUAUCUUCGAGCUUCGGCCUAACACUGAGGGCCUCGUUGGGAUCACCGGCCACCAUCCUACCACCAUUAACUACGACCCAUCGGUGCUCGUGCACGCGUGGCGGUUGAUGCACCAAGCCGCCCACACAGAAUCACAACUCUGGACCAACCCAGCUUACGAAUACGACAUGGUCGAUGUGACGCGCCAGGUCAUGGCCAAUGCGUUCAUUCCGUUGUACAUGAAUCUAGUUUCUACCUACUACAGCUCGAAUUCCUCCUCAAGCGCCUUGACGGACGAAGGCGCAAAGCUCGUCCACCUGCUGAACGAUCUAGAUACCGUCCUUCUCACAAACCCCCACUUCCGUCUCUCGACAUGGAUCGACGCUGCUCGGUCUUGGUCCGGCGGCAACCAGAGCUUAUCCUCUUAUCUUGAGUAUAAUGCACGCAAUCAGAUCACGCUCUGGGGACCCCAGGGCCAGAUUAAUGACUACGCCUCGAAGUCCUGGGCUGGUUUGGUGUCCACGUACUACGUGCCCCGCUGGGAGAUGUUUGUGCAGUAUCUGAAUUCAACCCCGCCUGCAUCGUACAAUGUCACGGAGUGGGAGGCGCAACUGUUAGAUUUUGGGCUUCGGUGGCAGGAACAGACGUGGAAAGCUCCCGAGCCUUCGGGAGAUGCAACGAAUCUCCAGAAGGCGUUGGCAUAUGUGCGUGCCCAGUGGCCGUCAGUCUUUGAUGCCUGA
This is a messenger RNA of Penicillium canescens, 2256 nucleotides long. Its product is annotated as alpha-N-acetylglucosaminidase. The transcript is spliced from 3 exons. The record is from RefSeq and is a predicted model, not a curated record. The coding region runs from base 1 to 2256 and encodes 751 amino acids. NCBI's taxonomy places the organism in Eukaryota, Fungi, Ascomycota, Eurotiomycetes, Eurotiales, Aspergillaceae.